AUGAAACAAGACACACAUGCUAGGAUGAUGCAUUUUCGUCCCGAACCCGUUGCCGCCGCCCACACAGUCGUCUUUCGUGCCUGCCCAACAACUGCACAGGCAGCCGGAUAUUUUGACACUAACGCGAAGCCCCAGGUCGUGGACACGCGCCCCAUCAACGCUCAGCCCAACUUUAAUGACACGAGCGUCGAAAAGUUUGUCCUCCCUGUUGAGGAAUACGAGAAGAAGACAGACUCGGUCCUUGCCUGGAAGAAGGCUCAGAAGCUGGGCCGCUUCGACCCCGACGCCCCAAGCCACGAGCAGGCCAAGAUUGAAGCGUUCGAACGCGACAUUCAGCAGCGCGGCAUCGGCGCUGGUCGUAGGUGCCGCGUUGGCGGCGAUGACACGAGGCGCGGUGUCAUCAAGUAUGUGGGGGAGGUGCCCGCAAUCCCAGGCGGCGCGGGGCCAUGGGUUGGCGUACACCUCGACGAGCCGGUGGGGAAGAACGACGGCAGUAUCCAAGGGACACGUUACUGGGGCGAGGAGUCUGCGCUGAAGCAUGGCGUCUUCGUCCGCCCGGAGCGCGUGGAAGUGGGGGAUUGGCCUGUGCUGGAUGAUUUGGAUGAUAUGGAAGAGAUUUAG
This is a messenger RNA of Verticillium alfalfae VaMs.102, 621 nucleotides long. RefSeq names its product cell polarity protein alp11. Lineage: Eukaryota; Fungi; Ascomycota; Sordariomycetes; Glomerellales; Plectosphaerellaceae. Gene Ontology annotation, biological process: cytoplasmic microtubule organization. The record is from RefSeq and is a predicted model, not a curated record. Gene Ontology annotation, molecular function: microtubule plus-end binding. Gene Ontology annotation, cellular component: nucleus; microtubule plus-end; cytoplasm. The transcript has a single exon. The coding region runs from base 1 to 621 and encodes 206 amino acids.